AUGAGCCGCCCGUCUUCCGCCGGCCCAGGCUCUAGCAAGCCCUGCGGCAAGCAGCAGCAGCAGCACGCUCCGACCCCCGCCGUGCCCGCCGCCGUCCUACCGGGGCCCGGCGGGGCCUCCCCGCCGCCGCCGCCCCCUCCUCCGCCGCCGCCUCCCCCACCGCAGCAGCAGCAGCAACAGCACCACGAGCUGACCUCGCUGUUCGAGUGCCCGGUCUGCUUCGACUAUGUCCUGCCACCCAUCCUGCAGUGCCAGGCCGGGCACCUGGUUUGCAACCAAUGCCGACAGAAGCUGAGCCUCUGCCCCACCUGCCGGGGCUCCCUCACCCCCAGCAUCAGGAACCUGGCCAUGGAGAAGGUGGCCUCGGCUGUCCUCUUCCCCUGCAAGUAUGCCACCACAGGCUGCUCCCUGACACUCCACCACACAGAAAAGCCAGAGCACGAAGACAUCUGCGAGUACCGGCCCUACUCCUGCCCCUGCCCGGGGGCCUCCUGCAAGUGGCAGGGCUCCCUGGAAGCCGUCAUGUCCCACCUCAUGCACGCCCACAAAAGCAUCACCACCCUGCAGGGAGAAGACAUCGUCUUCCUGGCCACGGACAUUAACCUGCCGGGGGCGGUUGACUGGGUGAUGAUGCAGUCGUGCUUCGGCCACCACUUCAUGCUGGUGCUGGAGAAGCAGGAGAAGUACGAGGGCCACCAGCAGUUCUUCGCCAUCGUGCUGCUCAUCGGCACCCGCAAGCAGGCAGAGAACUUUUUCUACAGACUGGAGCUGAACGGCAACCGCCGGCGGCUGACCUGGGAGGCCACCCCGCGCUCCAUCCACGACGGGGUGUCAGCCGCCAUCCGCAACAGCGACUGCCUGGUCUUCGACACGGCCAUCGCUCACCUCUUCGCCGACAAUGGCAACCUGGGCAUCAACGUCACCAUCUCCACCUGCUGCCCCUGA
Indicator indicator is the source of this 945-nucleotide messenger RNA. RefSeq names its product siah E3 ubiquitin protein ligase 2 (gene SIAH2). Gene Ontology annotation, biological process: proteasome-mediated ubiquitin-dependent protein catabolic process; multicellular organism development. Bases 1 to 945 code for a protein of 314 amino acids. Gene Ontology annotation, molecular function: ubiquitin conjugating enzyme binding; zinc ion binding; ubiquitin protein ligase activity. NCBI's taxonomy places the organism in Eukaryota, Metazoa, Chordata, Aves, Piciformes, Indicatoridae. The record is from RefSeq and is a predicted model, not a curated record. The transcript is spliced from 2 exons. Gene Ontology annotation, cellular component: cytoplasm.